Mollisia scopiformis is the source of this 3296-nucleotide messenger RNA. RefSeq names its product calcium ATPase. The coding region runs from base 217 to 3219 and encodes 1000 amino acids. Gene Ontology annotation, cellular component: membrane. Gene Ontology annotation, biological process: intracellular calcium ion homeostasis; calcium ion transmembrane transport. Gene Ontology annotation, molecular function: ATP binding; ATP hydrolysis activity; P-type calcium transporter activity. The transcript has 4 exons. The record is from RefSeq and is a predicted model, not a curated record. NCBI's taxonomy places the organism in Eukaryota, Fungi, Ascomycota, Leotiomycetes, Helotiales, Mollisiaceae.
AGGACACUUGUAGAUUUUCGACGGCAAACUUACCAAGCAACAAUUGAAGAUCUUCUCUGAUCGCUGGGGCUUUCGUCUUUACCUUUCAUACAAAUUGUUCGUAUUCUUGCAAACGCUCAUUAGCAAGGAUAUUUUUCGUCAUACAUGCCCUGCCAAACAUAAACUGUUAGCCGCGACCCGGUCCAUACCUUACAGCUCCCCCACGUUCCAGUCAAAAUGUUAGACGCAUAUGCGAAAUCUACGGAAGAGGUCCUGAAGUUCUUCUCGGUGUCUGAGACACAAGGACUAACAGACUCCCAAGUCCAAGCCUCAAAAGAGAAACAUGGUCGCAAUGCUAUCGCAGAAGACCCUCCAACGCCAAUCUGGGAGCUCAUCCUCGAACAGUUCAAAGAUCAACUUGUUAUUAUUUUGCUAGGAUCUGCAGCAAUUUCAUUCGUCCUCGCGCUUUUCGAAGAAGAUGGAGGCUGGACAGCUUUUGUGGACCCUGCAGUUAUCCUGACAAUCUUAAUUCUUAAUGCCGUCGUAGGCGUAUCCCAAGAGAGUAGCGCAGAGAAAGCCAUUGCUGCUCUUCAAGAGUACUCUGCGAACGAGGCCAAGGUCAUUCGAAAUGGAAAAAUCACAAGGAUUCGAGCCGAGGAAUUGGUACCAGGAGAUAUAAUUUCAGUGGCUGUAGGAGACAGAAUACCAGCAGAUUGCAGAGUUCUUGCUAUUCAAAGUAACAGCUUUGCAGUGGACCAAGCCAUCCUCACCGGAGAAAGCGAGAGUGUUGGAAAGGAUACUGCCGCAGUACUAGAUCUGAAGGCUGUCAAGCAAGACCAAAUCAACACUCUCUUUUCUGGAACCACUGUGGUUACUGGUCAUGCUACAGCAAUUGUGGUCUUGACUGGAUCAAACACUGCUAUUGGAGAUAUCCACGAAAGCAUUACUGCUCAAAUUUCUGAACCGACGCCAUUGAAGCAAAAGCUUAAUGAUUUUGGCGAUACUCUGGCCAAAGUGAUCUCGGUCAUAUGCAUCAUUGUCUGGCUUAUCAACAUUCCCCACUUUGCCGACCCUACUCAUGGAAGCUGGGCCAAGGGCGCGAUUUACUACCUCAAGAUUGCUGUAUCACUCGGUGUUGCAGCUAUUCCAGAAGGUUUGGCUGUUGUUAUCACAACAUGUCUCGCUCUUGGAACCAGAAAGAUGGCUGCUAAGAAUGCUGUUGUCCGAAGUCUGCCUUCCGUUGAAACGCUUGGUAGCUGCAGCGUUAUCUGCUCUGACAAGACUGGCACUUUGACUACCAAUCAGAUGAGUGUCAAUAAGAUUGUGUACAUCAACGAAGCUGGAAACGACCUUGAAGAGCUAGACGUUGAAGGCACCACUUUCUCUCCCCACGGAAACAUCUCGUCGAAAGGCAAAAUAGUCGCCGAUGUGGCCAACAAGUCAAACACUGUUUUCCAAAUGGCCGAGGUGGCAGCGCUCUGUAACGAUGCUCAACUUGCCUUUGAAUCCAAAUCUGGAACUUAUUCCAACGUUGGCGAGCCUACUGAAGGAGCACUACGUGUCCUUGUUGAAAAGAUUGGUACUCAGGAUGCAGCUCAGAAUCAGGCAAAAGCUGGUAGUGCCGCUCAAGAUUGUCUGCAUCUUGCUAGCUCUUGGUACGAAAAGAGAAGCCCACGCAUUUCCACCUACGAGUUCUCUAGAGACAGAAAAAGUAUGUCCGUCCUCGUAGGGAACAAGAGCCAACAGAAGCUUCUUGUCAAAGGAGCACCUGAGAGCAUCAUUGAUCGCUGUACCUCUGUCCUUGUAGGAGCCAAUGGCAAGAAAGUUGCCUUGUCCAAGAGUCUUUCCGAGUUAUUGUUGAAGGAAGUCGUGGAUUACGGAAACAGAGGACUUCGAGUUAUUGCUUUGGCUAGCGUUGACGACGUGGCAUCGAACCUUCUGUUGAAGAAGGCUAAAUCCACUCAAGAGUAUCUCCAACUUGAGCAGAACCUCACCCUCCUUGGUCUUGUUGGCAUGCUCGAUCCUCCUCGUCCCGAAGUAGCUGGUUCUAUCAGAAAGUGCAAGGAAGCCGGUAUUAGAGUCAUUGUCAUUACCGGCGACAACCGCAACACCGCUGAAACCAUCUGCCGUCAAAUCGGUGUCUUCAGCGAGUAUGAAGAUUUGAAGGGCAAGAGCUACACUGGCCGAGAAUUCGACAACUUGAGCGAGAGCGAGCAACUGGAAGCAGCUAAGAGGGCCUCUCUCUUCUCUCGUGUUGAGCCGAGUCACAAGUCGAAACUCGUGGAUCUCCUACAGUCCGCUGGGGAGGUCGUUGCCAUGACUGGCGACGGUGUCAACGAUGCACCUGCUUUGAAGAAAGCUGAUAUUGGUGUCGCCAUGGGAUCUGGAACCGAUGUUGCAAAAUUGGCAGCAGACAUGGUUCUUGCUGAUGACAACUUCGCUACGAUUGAGGUCGCUGUUGAAGAGGGUCGUUCGAUCUACAACAACACUCAACAGUUCAUCAGAUAUCUCAUCUCAUCUAACAUCGGCGAGGUCGUGUCCAUCUUCCUCACAGCAGCCGUUGGCAUGCCAGAAGCUCUUAUCCCUGUUCAAUUACUUUGGGUCAACCUUGUAACCGAUGGUCUUCCCGCGACAGCUCUUUCUUUCAAUCCCCCAGACCACGAUGUUAUGAGAAGAGCACCAAGAAAGCGCGACGAAGCCCUCAUUGGCGGUUGGUUGUUCUUCCGUUAUAUGGUCAUCGGUAUCUACGUUGGUCUUGCUACGGUAGCUGGUUAUGCUUGGUGGUUCAUGUUCUACAGCGAGGGACCACAAAUCACCUUCUACAAGCUAUCGCAUUUCCAUCGCUGCUCCUCACAAUUCUCAGAGAUUGGCUGCCAGAUGUUCUCGAACGAUAUGGCAAAAUCGGCAUCUACCGUCUCGCUUUCGAUCCUCGUUGUCAUUGAGAUGUUCAACGCCAUGAAUGCAUUGUCGUCUAGCGAGUCCCUUCUUACACUUCCUCUUUGGGAAAACAUGAUGCUGGUGUAUGCCAUCGCAUUGUCAAUGGCCUUGCACUUUGCUCUGCUCUACACUCCAGUUCUGCAGACAUUGUUCUCUAUCCUACCUCUCAACUGGGCAGAGUGGCAAGCUGUAUUGGUGAUAAGUGCGCCCGUCAUUCUGAUUGACGAGGUGCUCAAAUUCGUCGAGAGACAAAUGUUCAUCGAGAAAGCACCAGUGGCGCAGAUUAGAGCAAAGAAAGAAUAGAUCAUGGAAGGCAAUAAAGAUCAUGAUCCCCGAAUAGGGCUGUAAAUUACUAGAUAGUAGAUAUAGAACAAAAAUGU